Molecule: messenger RNA, 1402 nt
Organism: Chionomys nivalis (European snow vole)
Lineage: Eukaryota; Metazoa; Chordata; Mammalia; Rodentia; Cricetidae
Gene: Redic1
Product: chromosome 17 C12orf40 homolog
Exons: 7
Coding region: 1-1377 (458 amino acids)
Source: RefSeq, a predicted model, not a curated record
AUGAAAUCUCUAGGAGUUUGUCCACCUGUCAAGAACCCCACUGCCAGUUUAGACCUUCUUAAUCUGUACAUGGUAAAUCAGAUAGCUUCCAAGAAGAAAACACUUGAAACCAUGAAAAGACCAACACAUGUGAAUAUGAAUAGAGACUUGAAAAUUCCACUAAGAAAGCAUGUGUUCGAACUUCCAAUGUCACCUCAUUGUGUACCUUCCAAACUGUGCAUCGAUGACAUGGGGACUAAAACUUUGUGCUAUGAAUUUGCCUUCAUUGUGUGUCCUUUCAGUAAUGGAGAUUUUUCUGAUUCCUUAUUUUACAAAGUAAAUAAACACCAAGAUAUUUUCAGUUCAUCUCAGAAAACAGCAGAGUUUGGAGAAUCCUCUGAGAGAAUAAACAGUCCAGAAACUGGUGCUUUCCUUACUAAAAGAUCUGUGAUCAUGGGUGAAGAUUGUGGAAGCAUGUGUGAACGAAGACAACCAGACUUUCCUAUGGAAAAAACAGCGAUGCAACAGAUUUGGAGGAAUGAUGGGAAAGCAUUCUCUAAUUUUUUAGAACAUGUGAUCCCGCCAACUCCGAGACAUCCAUCAUCCAAUCACAACAUGGACUCCUUUGCUAGUCCCAAUAUGAUCAAUUUACUAAGCAGAGAUCAGCCGGGGAGAAUGUCAGCCUUUCACAAGUGUGGCUCUGGUAGUUUGAAUGACUCCUGUGUAGUUUUUUCUGAUGAAAGCCAUUACACUGGUAGGUUCAUUAACAGGGAUUUGACAGUUCCUCAGACAGCUUUUCAUAGUCCUCCACUUAGUACAAGUUACUUAGGAACAUGUCAAUCAAUGAAGCCCUAUCAGAAGGAGUACAGCGAUAGUGAAAUAAAUGAAUUUAGAAGCUCUUUUGAGAAAGAUUGUCACCUAACCAGCUGUGGAAGAAAAGAUCUGGAGUCUUCGCAGAGCAGCCAGUCCGCCAGCUACUCUCCACGACUGAUGGAGAGUACAUUCAGCUCGAGUUCUGAUUUGGUAUCUGAAGACGAAGAUCAAAUUCAGCCCCAAACUAAAGAUUCACAUGAGGAAGACACAGGAACAGCUGAUGAUUUUUGUCAAGAACAGGCGGUAGAUCAUUUAGGUGACGUAAUUGUGGAAGACAAUGCCAAAAUUCGUAAUUUUCACAAGUCUUCAGUGAAAAAUAAUACUGAUACAUUUCCAGAGUCUCAGUGCAAUUCAGAACAUAGCUCACAAAACAAAAUCAGUAAUAACUGUGUGCUUCGGGCUGGAAGAUGUGAUGUAGGGGUACAGACAGAAAAAGAGCUGGCUAUAGGGGAAACAGCUGAUGUUGCCAUACAGUGUACCAUAAUCUCCCAAUGUUCAUGUAAAAGAGAUACCUUUCCUUCAUAAGACUGGCAGCUGCAGUGAAGAUAUC